GCCCCGGUUCACCGCUUGCUCAGCCCAACGGUCACUGCGAAUUCCUACCAAUCCGCAGACCAUUUGGCUCCAGGGAGGACAGGCAGCGGCAAGCAAACCUUUAGAGCUGCCCAGCGCCCAGCGAUGGGAAACAUUGCCGGCUGUUGCCGAACACUGAUGUGCAGCCUGCAGAUCUUGGCUGGCAGCUCAAGGCGGACACGUGACGAAUGCUCCGGUGCCGUGAACCAGCACCGCUUCCUCGAUGCUGCCAAGGCUGGCAACUUCUCGCAAGUGCGGAACAUGCUCACCGAAUCCCCCGAGCUGAUCAACUGCCAGCCUGGUGGUAGAUGGUCGGCACUGCACCACGCCGCCUACAAGGGCAAUUUGUCAGCCGUGCAGAACUUGCUCGAGCUUGGUGCUUCGACAACCUUGCGUACACGAGAUGGCUUUACCCCGGCAGAGGUGGCCGCCUCGAAUGUUUUCGAAUACUUGCUGUAUAUCUCCCUUCAGGCGACCGCAGCUGACGAGGUCAAGACUAAAGCUUCCACCAGUUGUGCCACAGAGGAAGUUCUUACUUCUCUUGCCCUGUGGAGAUUCUCACCUGAUACCAUUCCCAGAGGUCUCUGUGAGGGCAGUGAUGGCCUUCAGUGCCACAUUUGUCUUGAUGACUUCGCAGUUGGAGAGGAACUCCGGACGCUCCCUUGCCGUCAUUCCUUUCACGCUUGCUGCGUCGAUGAGUGGCUGCAAGAGAAGUGCCGAUGCUGUCCGACGUGUCGGAGAGACAUCACGGAUUGCGCCGGGAUUGCCGGAAGUCAAGACCAGUGA
Symbiodinium necroappetens is the source of this 804-nucleotide messenger RNA. NCBI's taxonomy places the organism in Eukaryota, Dinophyceae, Suessiales, Symbiodiniaceae. The record is from the annotation of a GenBank genome assembly.